AGCAGUUUUCGGCCCCUCGGGUGCUCCCGAGGAGUCUCCGCGGCGCCCGCGCUCCGGCAGCGGAGGGGGCGCUUCCGCCGCUCAGGUGCCCUCGGCGCCUGGACAGGGGGUAGAUUGAUUGAACUAGCCCAUCACAGAUGGCCAUGGCCAGGCUGCCCGGCGCCCUCGGCAGACACGUGGCCGCGCUGCUCCCCUGGGCGGGCGCCCCGGGGCCCUCCGCGGCCGCCGCCUGGCAGGCGGCACCCGCGGUCGGGGCCACCGCGCUAGCCACCGCCCUGGCCGCAGCGGUGCUGCGCCGCUGGGUCUGGCGGCGGUACCUGCCCUGCAAGCUGCGGGCGGGCGUCUGCGGGCGCGCGCGUGCCAUCCGACCGCCGCCGCGGGCGCGGAGCUGCGUGGUGCACGUCGACCUGGAGAGCGGGUGCCGUGCCGGCGCCGCGGGCGCGGCGCCGUGCGCCAGCGGGUGGCCUCUGGGCGUCCGGGCGGACGACCAGUGGGGUGGCCGCAGUGGCCGCGCCCACAAGAGCCUGCGCUUCGUCGACGAGGUGUCCUGCGCGCUCCUCCCGGACAUGUGCCAGGCAGACGAGGAGAAGCAGGGCGGCGCUGUGGUGGCAGCCGGCCGAGAUGGCCUCGAUCUUGCGCGCGCGCAGCGAGGCCGACAGGCUCGCCGCGCAGUCGCCCAGCGAGGGUUCCACCUGCUAUGACGGCAUCAGCCUGGCGAGGUGGCAGGCGCGGCGGCGGAAGGUCUUCAGAGUAGUCUGUGCCCAGGCGAUCGUCGACCCAGAGGGUCUGGCCCGGGUCGCCCAGGAGGCCUCUGCGGAGGACCGCGCCUGCGCGCUGCUGCGCGCGGCGGAGCACCGAGAGGGCGCGCUGCCCUGAGGCGCUGCCAGGCCCGCGCGGGCGCGCCGUUGGCGGGGCAGGCGAGCGGACGCGGGGUGAGGAGCGCAGCCGCGCGUGCAGUGCUUCCCAAGCUGCGGGGGCGGUGCCCUUCAGUCGGCGACGGGACGGGGAGGGGGAAGCGUGAGGCCUGCAGGCGGGGGUGGAGGCUUGCACACAAACACCGACUCGAGGAGACGAGGGUUCUGCUCGUCGGCCAAUACCAGAAGGCGACGGCCCAAACGACUUGGGCUGCCACCAGCCGGCUGUGACUGGGUCACGCUGGUGAUCCAGAGGUGUCCUUUCUUUCUACCGGGCCAGCGUUGCAUCUUCCAUCUUCCAGAAGCUUGGCCAUUCCUGCACCCGAGGAGUUUGCAGCUGUAUGGCUGCCGCACGUUUUAUUCCAGAUGUCUAGCAGUUGGUCCAGGUUUCUUUGGCCAGUCCUGUGGCAUCGCAUCGUCCUGGCUGCUGUAAUUUAAGUUUGGCGGCCAGCGCAAUACAACAAGAAGCUGGGCAGCCGUGCGUGGCGAAUGUCGCCGUCAACGGCUCGGAUUUCCAUUAUAAUUUGGUCGAAAUCAGUGGGGGGGUAGCAAGGUGUCGCUCGACGAUCUCGCAUCCUUCGUGAGGCACCCUUGCAUUCUCGUGAGGUG
This is a messenger RNA of Prorocentrum cordatum, 1523 nucleotides long. NCBI's taxonomy places the organism in Eukaryota, Dinophyceae, Prorocentrales, Prorocentraceae. The record is from the annotation of a GenBank genome assembly.